Molecule: messenger RNA, 835 nt
Organism: Hemiscyllium ocellatum (epaulette shark)
Lineage: Eukaryota; Metazoa; Chordata; Chondrichthyes; Orectolobiformes; Hemiscylliidae
Gene: lamtor4
Product: late endosomal/lysosomal adaptor, MAPK and MTOR activator 4
Exons: 4
Coding region: 103-402 (99 amino acids)
Biological process (GO): cellular response to amino acid stimulus; positive regulation of TOR signaling
Cellular component (GO): lysosome; Ragulator complex
Molecular function (GO): guanyl-nucleotide exchange factor activity
Source: RefSeq, a predicted model, not a curated record
AACGAAUCAGAACGCGGCGGAGGGCGGGAUGCGAGCGUCAUGUGACGCGGGCCGUCGGCGACGGAUGGGCGGAAGGUGAAGCGGUGUCUGGGCUCCGUGUUGAUGGCUUCGACUUUAACUCAAGGCCUGGAGAGGAUUCCAGACCAGCUGGGUUACCUUGUCAUCAGUGAAGAUGGAGUCCUGUCUUCGGCAGGUGAGAUGGAGAACGAUGAACACGCUGCUGGAGUGAUCAUGCGCAUGAUGCAGACGGCUGUCAAACUCUGCAUGAACGGCAGCAGCGAACCGUUCUUCAAGAGAAUGUCCGUGGUAUUCGGAGAGCACACAUACAUGGCAACCAUCUCUGGUCAGAAAGUGUUUGUGGUGAAAAGGCACAAUAAUCCUCACGAAGCGGUUGAGGUGUGACAGUGAGAGAGCGAGCGAUGGAGCUGCUCCUGUUCCUGACGGCGUGGCUCGUGUUUCCUGCAGACUUUGGACACCAAUUUGUUUCCUGCGGUGACUCCUGAACCCUCUGUUUCGGAGCAGCUCACUCCUUCGCAAUCAGCCAGCGAGAACCUUAACAUAACGUGGCGCAUCUUCUCACUGACUCCUUUCGCACGGUUUGACAAUCACUGAAACUGUGAAGCUGUUCGACUAAAUUAUUUUUCUUCCCCUCAAUUUUUUUUGCAUUAACCAGUUAAAAAAAUAUAUUUCAAAAUGCAUUGGUCUAAAUCCCACCAGACUCUUCCUCCAUCGUGAGAGUGGGUGAAAUUUAGACAGUUACUGUACUGUGGAACCCACUGUUGUUUCUUAACUUGUAACUUGCGAUGUUUAAGUCACAAUAAACUUGUGAUACACA